CCCAUUAUUUAAAGUUUUGUUAUUUGGCCUCGGGGCACCGAAACCUCAAAGCUAUCCCAUUCUAACGGUUUUCAGUGACUCAACAUGAUGUUGCCGCUUGUCCUUCAUGUGCCCUUUAAACCAGGAAUGUAAACAAGCGAUUAAAGUCUGCAAAGUUCCCACGAUUCCUCGCAUACCCGAGACACGCACAGAACUUCCCCAUUAGCAUAUCUGGCAUACCUGAGUCUGACAGAAAACCCAGCCGGCCUACACACAAGAGUCUCACGGAGAACCACACCUGCUCCUAACGCACUUAAAAUAACAGUACCACCCCUCACUGUUUCUAUUAAUGCAUAUCUGAAGAAACCUACAGCUUACAAUGCAAAAAGACUUCACAACCCAAUCAUGUUUGAAUCUGCUCAAAAUAAACAAGAAAAUCCCAAAAGAUGGAAUAAAUAUGGUGAUUCACUUUUUGGAGCAGCUUUCUUCGUUACAGAAAGUUGCGAUGUUUUUUGUUGUUGGAGGUUUGUGAUGCAACGGCAGGUAAUUCCCGGCAAAUUAGCUCAUGUCAUGAUGUUCUACCGACGCAUGAUGAGAAUCGUUCCAUUCACAAAUGUGGAAAAACAGCAAUCACAACAUUUCUGAGCUCAAAGGGAUCCGCCCACGGCGCUUAUGUGGCUCUGAACCACACGGUGACGUUUAGCUCAGAAGUUAUUUGAGGAAGAUGAGGUGACUCACCUGCACUGGAUCUCACCUGGACGGCAAGUCUUCACUGCCAUUUCCCUGAAACACAGCGUGCUACUAGGAUUUCCUACAUCUCAGCAAACUUUCAAAAACUCAAGCCUUUGAAAAGUGCAUGAAGUCAAGCGCAAAAACAGUAAACAGGUGAUCAUCAAGUGAAUACUCUCAGUAGAAAUUUCCAUUAGGAGAAGAUCGAUUUAAUAUCUCCCAUGAUGGCAGAACACGGUGAUCCUUGCAAUGAGUCAGAAGCCAGCUUUUGCAUGAAUGGAGGAACAUGCUUUAAAAUACACUCGGUGUCUACUCCCACGUGUGUCUGCAGUGCGAACUAUGAGGGCAGCAGAUGUGAGCAGUUCCAGCUGUUCAGUUUCUCUCGGGACAGUGAGGAGAAGGGCAUGAUCGCCGCCGUGGCCAUCAUCGCCCUCCUCAUCCUAGUGGUGCUCGGUGUGGUCAUCUACUACAUCUGCAAAAUAAAGAGAAACGGCCGAAGUCAACCAAAACCUGAGGCAUACUGGAGAGUCCAAUCAAACAGUCAGCAGGUGUGACUUUUAAACCACAUUUGAAAGAGGCUUUUAUGUUGUGGACAACUCCAUUAUGAUUGAUGACAACUUUACCUUGUAUCAUCCCCCCCACCCCGUGGAGGUCUUGGACUCAAUUUUAAAAUUUGUCAAUUGCACAGUAGCUCAACUUGUCAGCUACUCUCAAAAAUAUGUUUCUUAAUGUUCAUGGAUUUUGUAAAUAGUUCUGUCAAUUAAAACGCCUUGAUUUAAAUAUGAGAAAAGGAUGGAGAUUAUUUACAAGCAAACUGCUGCCAUAUCAGAUGUUCAAUGGAAAGCAAUACAUUUCAAAAUGAGCAUCCUUAGCAUAGAUUUUAAUUUUUAUUUGAUAUAAUUUUUACACUGUGUUGUUUUUGUUUUGGCUAAAACUUUGAUUAUACUCAUGUAUUUUUUAUUUCUAUUGGAUUACUGGAAUAACUUCACAUAGUUGAAAUGUUUUACCAUUAAAUAUACGUAACAACAACAUGCUCAAUCAUUAAUACACACCACCGGACUGGACAUCAUUUGCCUAAUCAUUUGGAAUCAUUUUAUAUAAUACACUGGGACCAUAUUUAUAAAAAAAUGUUUCAAUUUUUUUCAAAAUCAGACAUUUGUUCACGUUAUAUACAGUUGUGUGUUACUAUUUCUGCUGUAUGUGUACCGUUUACAAUAUGCAUGCUUUCUGUAUGUUUAAUACCUAGAUGAACUACUGUAUGUCUUAAUGUGUAUUAUACAACAGAGCACACUUCAUGUAUAAAGU
Carassius gibelio (silver crucian carp) is the source of this 2013-nucleotide messenger RNA. RefSeq names its product pro-neuregulin-4, membrane-bound isoform. NCBI's taxonomy places the organism in Eukaryota, Metazoa, Chordata, Actinopteri, Cypriniformes, Cyprinidae. The record is from RefSeq and is a predicted model, not a curated record. Gene Ontology annotation, biological process: positive regulation of mitotic nuclear division; epidermal growth factor receptor signaling pathway; positive regulation of cell population proliferation. The transcript has 5 exons. Bases 930 to 1262 code for a protein of 110 amino acids.